Messenger RNA from Cydia strobilella, 2482 nucleotides. RefSeq names its product sodium-coupled monocarboxylate transporter 1-like. Gene Ontology annotation, biological process: transmembrane transport; sodium ion transport. Gene Ontology annotation, molecular function: symporter activity. The record is from RefSeq and is a predicted model, not a curated record. The coding region runs from base 378 to 2426 and encodes 682 amino acids. The transcript is spliced from 13 exons. Gene Ontology annotation, cellular component: membrane. Lineage: Eukaryota; Metazoa; Arthropoda; Insecta; Lepidoptera; Tortricidae.
GUAUUCGUUUUACCGCUUCGGUUCUUAUCGGUGUUUAAUAAAGCGGCAUACCUACAUCGCUGUAAAAUUAGCUAAACCUUAUUUAUACCUGAGGAACACUACAAAAGGAAAUUGGAAGGAAAGCAGCGUGUCGAUGUGUGAUACACUUCGGUUACCGAACUGAACCAUCUUCAUGGCGAGUUAAUUACCAUUGAUUGGUGUGCAUGGUCGGCAACUAUCACGGCUACCGGCUAGUCCUGGCUCACAGUGCGUCCGGGACCCGACAGUGGCACAUCAAUUACGAGAUCAUCAUCAUCAACGCAUGUAAACAAAACGUUCUCGCUUUGUUAGCGAGUCGUUGUGAUUAAAACAACUCUUAAAACUAUAGCGCCGCAGAAAUGAAAAAACGAGUAACAUUUUUGAAUAAUGCAAUUCUUCCAUGCAAAAUUGUGGUCUCUACAUUGUUAAUAGUAUGCUGCUAUGGUACUUAUACGUCAGCGACGCCGAAUACAAUCAAUGCAAACAGAACAAGUGUUCAAAAUGAGACUGAGAUCAGCCAACUGUUCCAUUGGGAGGACUACAGCGUGCUUGCUACUAUGCUGAUCGUGUCCUGCGCGAUUGGCGUCUUUUACGGAUAUUUUGGAGAAAAGCAAACGACCAGUGACGACUUUCUACUCGGAGGUUCCUCUAUGGGCACAUUUCCAAUGGCCUUAAGUCUUGCUGCAAGUUUCAUAACAGCUAUAGAGUUAUUAGGAAACCCAGCAGAGAUGUAUAUCGGAGGUGCUCAAUUUUGGAUGAUUUGCGUUUGCUUCAUGUUAGUGGCGCCCAUUACAAGCCAACUUUACCUGCCGGUGUUCAUGAGACUGCGUUUGACUUCGUGUUACGAGUACUUGGAAGUGCGGUUCUGCAAGUCGAUCCGCGUGUUCGCGAGCACCCUGUAUAUGUUACAGAUGAUACUCUACACGGCAGUGGCUGUAUACGCUCCGGCACUUGCGCUUUCUGAUGUGACAGGAUUGAACACCUACCUUGCAGUUACGAUAGUGUACGUCGUGUGCAUAUUUUAUGCCUCACAAGGUGGCAUGAAAGCAGUGAUAAUGACGGACACGUUCCAGUCAGCGGUGCUAAUCGGCUCGCUGGCUGUGGUGCUGGGGAUGGGCGCCGCUCGCGUCGGCGGUAUGGACACCGUCUGGGCUCAUGCAAGGGAGUCCAACAGAAUGCAUUUCUUCGACAUGAAUCCAGACCCAACAGUCAGGCACUCUUUCUGGUCAGUGGUCGUGGGAGGCACCAUGUAUUGGACGAGCAUGUUCUGCGCGAACCAAGCCUCGGUACAGAAAUACCUGUCAGUAGAGCGCAUCUCGCAGGCGCGGGUAGCUCUCUGGGUAUCGGCCCUCGGCCUCUUCGCAGUCUACUCCAUCAAUUUCGUCACCGGCGCUGUUCUGGCAACACAUUAUGCUAACUGCGAUCCAAUUCAGGCGCGGCAGAUCAAUGGCUCAGACCGGCUCCUGCCGCUGUACGUCGUCCAGCAGCUCGGCGACGCACGCGGCGUUCCCGGCUUCUUUGUGGCCGGCAUCUUCGCCGCCAGCCUUGGGACCGUAGCCUCAACUUUGAAUUCAUUAGCAGCUAUUGCGUGCCAAGAUCUAGCCACCGGACUUUUAGGAAUACGUCUACCUGAAAACAAGGGAGCGGCGAUUGCCCGAUGGGUAUGCCUCGGGUGCGGCGCGGUGUCGUUCGCGCUGACGUUCGCGGUGGAGCGGCUCGGGCCGGUGUUGCAGCUGGCGCUAUCCUUCAACGGCAUGGCGGGCGGCGUCACGCUAGGGCUGUUCACGCUCGGCAUGCUGUUCCCCUGGGCCAACGCUAAGGGCGCUGUCGCCGGCGGGGUGUUCGGACUGCUGGUGGUGCUGGCGGCGUGCGGCGGCGCACAGCUCUCGCAGGUGACGCCGCACCAUCUGCCGACCUCCGUCGAAGGCUGCCCCGCUUCUUACAACCUAACCGAGGCUUUUGCUGUCAACCCUGCAAACCAACACGAAGAAUCACUAUUCUGGUUGUUCAGAGUAUCGUACCUUUGGUACUCCGGGCUGGGGUCGAUGGCCACAUUGCUCAUGGGGCUGCUGGUGUCCGCUAUCACGGGCGCCACUGACCCCACGCAGGUGCCCAUAGACCUCAUCUCCCCUCCUGUCAUCACACUGCUCAACAAAUUACCGAAAAAAGCAAAGUCAAUACUGCGUCUCCCGGCGCGACUAGGGUCGGAGCGGCGGCGCAGCUCGAGCGUGCGGCCGCCGAGCAUGGCCGACGACAAGGACACGCGGCGCCGGCGCAGGCUGUCCGAGCUCGCGGGCGGCGUGUUCUACAGCGACGCCGGGCUCGUCUACGGACACGACAAUCUCGCGCUCGCGCACGCGCACGCCGCUAAAGAGCCGGAGGAUUACAACCCGAACUAUUCCCCUUAAAAUCACAGAUAAACCCAUUGAUUGAAUUUGCUUCCAUUUUCUAUAGGAACGUCAGU